Messenger RNA from Macroventuria anomochaeta, 2577 nucleotides. RefSeq lists its product as uncharacterized. The record is from RefSeq and is a predicted model, not a curated record. NCBI's taxonomy places the organism in Eukaryota, Fungi, Ascomycota, Dothideomycetes, Pleosporales, Didymellaceae. The transcript has a single exon. The coding region runs from base 131 to 2446 and encodes 771 amino acids.
CGCUGACUGAUGGUUGCUUGGGCCGCAACCGCCGCUACUCUCCCUCACCCCUGCACAAUCAACAAAUACAUGGCAACCACGAUACACGAAACCUUGUUCAACGGCAACAGCGUCGCGCACUCAAGCCAAUAUGUCAGGCUUUGGUAGCUCCAUUAGCACCCCGCGCCGUCUACGGCCAAACCUACGACCGGCAGAGUCGUCCCCUAACCUAUCCUUCUCCGCCAGCUCGGUUGCACGACAAGCCUCUCUCAGCGCACUCACCGGCGGCGCAUCGCCCUCUCCCAACAGCAUGGCCGACGGACAAGAUAUCGAUAUUGGCGAUUUGGUGGAUGUGCCGGGUGGCAUGCACGGUGUUGUCAGGUUUGUCGGCAGCAUUCGUGGCAAGAAGGGUGUCUUUGCAGGCGUCGAACUGAGCAGGGCUUUUGCAUCGCGCGGCAAGAACGAUGGCGCGGUCGAGGGCACGCAGUACUUCACAACCAACACUCCUGGCUCUGGCAUAUUCCUGCCUGUUCAUCGCGCACUCAAGCGCUCAUCAGGCACCUCAGACGACUUUCCGCCUACACCCACCACCCCCUCCUACGCGAACAACAACUUCAGCCUCUCCACCACAGAGAAGCCCAACUUCAGUCCAAACACACCCUCGGUGCCCAAAUCCAAAUUCUCACAGUCUCUCGGCCCUGGCGCUCGUGCGCGACGUCCUUCGCUACCACGCCCCGAGUCCCCGCUGCGCAAAGCCUCGAAUCUGGCUCCUCCAACACCGGGCCGAAGCGGCAGUGUCACACCCGCCCAAUUCUCGAAGAGCGCCAUUGGAGCUCCACCGAGAUUCGCUAGCCCCGCGCCUCCGCGCGCUGCUGGAGUGCAGAAGCCGCGAACUCCAGGCCCUCCCUCAAGACCGUACUCCCGCAACACCAACUCUCGCCUUGGCCAACAUGAUACAAUUGAUGAGGACGGCGAGGUUACUCCAAACGAUGCGGUACGUACCAGCAACGACUCCAUGGCGAACUUCAAGUCUAGUCGCAUGGGUAGCCGGCCGACUUCGACUCCAAAUGCGGAGGUUCAGCGAUUGAAUAAGAUCAUACAAGAGCGCGACAAGCAGCUUGAAGAGCAGGCAACCGCACUCACUGACAUGGAAGCUACACUAGCAGAGAUCCAGAGCCUCAUGCCCGAGGGCGGUUUCGAGCGCGAACCUGCUGAGUCCAGCGAUGUGCGGGAACUGCGGUCUAUGUUGAGGGACAGGAAUGACAAAAUUGCCAUGCUCACAGCUGAAUUCGAUGCGCAUCGAGCAGACUUCCGAAGCACAAUCGACACGUUGGAGCUCGCGAGCACGGAGACUGAAAGAGUCUAUGAGAAGAAAGUCGACGAGUUACAGGCAGAGUUGAUGGAGUUGCAUUCUCGCAAUGAAGACGUCGAGACUGUCGCGAUGCAGCUGAAGCAACUCGAAGAGCUGGUACAAGAGCUCGAAGAAGGCCUUGAGGAUGCUCGAAGAGGUGAGGCUGAAGCUCGGGGCGAAGUGGAGUUCCUGAGGGGAGAGGUCGAACGCGGUCGAUCUGAACUACGGCGGGAGCGCGAGAAGGCCGCAGAGGUAUUGAAGAACGCCAACACUAUGGUCGACGGGCCAGCACCUGUCGGGCAGAGAGAAAUCGAACAGCGAGACGACGAGAUCAGAGGGCUGAAGGCGAUUAUCCACUCCUUGAGCUCCGGCGUUCCCGAAGACCAUGGCCGCUCCCCUCUUUCGCGACAGGGCUCCUCUGUCGACCCUGAGGAGCUCAAGACUGCACAAGCCACCGCAGAGCGCCUCGAGCGCGAGAAGGAGGAGCUGCGCGGACUUGUAGAGAGAAAGGCCUACCGGGAAGAGGAGUUGGAACGUGAGAUUGAGAAGCUGAAGGGCCAGACUGGGACCCCUGCGCAGCGCGAGAGCGUCAUUAGCAAUGCCGUUUCCGAACACACAAUGAAGCAGGGGCCGCACUCGACAGCAAGAGAUUCAAAGGACACUGUUGGAAGCUGGCGAGCUGCACCACCAGCACGCUGCGAACCACCUACGACUCUGGAGCCUAUGGUCGAGUCAGAUGGCCGCUCAUCUGCCGCCGAUAGUGUUCUCUGGUGCGAGAUCUGCGAGACUGGAGGCCACGACAUUCUCAACUGCUCCGCUAUGGGCGGCGACGCGGCGCAAAAGGACGCCGGAUCCCACAACGGCAAGGAUGGUGUCGUUGACGCACCGAGGAACCUCUCAGUGUCUUCCGACCAUGCUCGACCUGCAGGCUUGACACCAACAAAAUCACCAGGCAACGCUCCCACGACACCCUUGCCCAUUCCAUCCUUCAACCACUCGAACUCCUCACUAGUGCCGCCAAAAGGCGCUGCUGUGGCGGAUCCAGACAAGUGGUGCGCAUUGUGCGAGAACGAGGGCCACGACGUUACAGAAUGCCCAAACGAGGAUGCUUUCUGAGCAAUGAGAGCACAGCGAGGGGCUCCUUUCCAGCGAUGAUAUCCAGGGUCGUUCGAUGCUUUCAGAUCGUUGCGUCUAGUUUUAUUUCUAAUGCUGAUACCCAAGUGCCCCUACCACCAGCUCAAAUCGUC